Molecule: messenger RNA, 1556 nt
Organism: Lindgomyces ingoldianus
Lineage: Eukaryota; Fungi; Ascomycota; Dothideomycetes; Pleosporales; Lindgomycetaceae
Product: glycoside hydrolase
Exons: 3
Coding region: 233-1483 (416 amino acids)
Biological process (GO): glucan catabolic process
Cellular component (GO): cell surface; extracellular region
Molecular function (GO): glucan exo-1,3-beta-glucosidase activity
Source: RefSeq, a predicted model, not a curated record
CUUCAUCCUUGUGUGUUGCCCCGGCAUUUAAUUCCGCGCACAGCCUAUCGUUGUCAUUCGUUGUAGUUUCUUUACUUAUUACCCUACGCGAGGGUGUGCGUCAAGGUUCCCAGCAUUCCAGCAUUCCUUCUUAUUCUGCUGGCGACUGUUUACUUCUCUCAUUCUUGUUCCUGUAACUGUGUUACUACGUCUUGUUGAACGUCAGCUUCAUCUUGACCUACAUUGCAACAUUAUGAUAUUUUGGCGUGUGAUAUCCGCGGCCCUAGUCCUUGGAUCCGCAUUUACUGCUCCAGCGGAGAAACGCGGAGUUGCAUUCAGUUGGGGAUCGGAAAAGUUGCGAGGUGUGAACAUUGGGGGAUGGCUAGUGCUUGAACCCUGGAUUACACCAUCCGUUUUCGAAAGUCUUGGUCGCUCUGAUGUAGUGGAUGAGUAUACUCUCGGCCAGAAGCUCGGUCAUGAUGCCGCACUCGCUAUUCUACGGAAGCACUGGGACACAUGGGCGACCUGGCAAGACUUUAACAAAAUCAAACAAUCAGGCUUCAAUGUCGUCCGGAUACCCAUCGGAUAUUGGGCAUACGAUACAUUUGGAGCUCCGUACGUCCAAGGCGCAGCCGCUUACAUCGACGCAGCCAUAGACUGGUCAAGGGGUCUGGGACUAAAAAUAAUCAUCGACCUUCAUGGCGCCCCCGGUUCGCAAAAUGGCUACGAUAACUCCGGUGAAAGACUAGCAAACCCAACCUGGCAAAGCGGGGACACGGUAAAGCAAACUCUCCAAGUGCUCAAGACCAUCUCCGAAAAAUACGCUCAGACCAAAUACCAAGACGUCGUCAUCGGUAUCCAACUCCUUAAUGAACCCUUGAUCGUGAAACUCAAUGAAGCCGGCGUUCGCCAAUUCUACCGCGACGGGUUUGGUCAAGUACGAACGGUUUCUGAUACUCCUGUCAUCCUCCAUGAUGGAUUCAAACCGCCGAAUACAUGGAACACAUUCCUCACACCUUCAGACAAUAACGCACAGAAUGUUGCCAUCGACCACCACGAAUACCAAGUGUUCUCUCCCGAGCAAGUCGCCAUGCAACCCUGGCAGCACCGCCAAGCUGUCUGUAACAACGCCGAAUCCUAUAAUGGCGCUGACAAGUGGACAUUCGUAGGGGAAUGGACAGGUGCUAUGACAGACUGCGCCAAGUAUCUCAACGGCUUUGGUGUGGGUGCUCGAUAUGAUGGAACAUAUCCCGGAAGUUCCUACGUCGGUACCUGUGGCUUCCAAAACGAUAUCACUCAGUGGCCGCAAACCUACAAGGAUGAUACGAGGGGAUAUAUCGAGGCCCAAAUGAUGGCCUUUGAGAAGAAGACCCAAGGGUGGUUCUUCUGGAAUUUCAAGACCGAGGGCGCGGCAGAGUGGGAUGCGUUCAGAUUGAUUGACGCGGGGGUUUUCCCGCAGCCGUUAGAUAAGAUGAAGUUUGGAGCCAUUUGCACCAAUUUCUAGAGCUCGGAGGUUGAGCUCUAAGAGACCGGUUCUCGAUAUUGACAUAGGUCAUAUUCUUUUAGGAUACGUCGCG